Molecule: messenger RNA, 1575 nt
Organism: Entrophospora sp. SA101
Lineage: Eukaryota; Fungi; Glomeromycota; Glomeromycetes; Entrophosporales; Entrophosporaceae
Source: the annotation of a GenBank genome assembly
AUGACUUGUAAAGCUAUUAUUAUCGUUGGGGGGCCAUCUCGUGGUACACGUUUUCGACCACUUUCACUUGAUGUUCCAAAACCUUUAUUUCCAGUAGCGGGUUAUCCUAUUAUUUGGCAUCAUUUAGAAGCUUUAACUAAAGUAGAAGGUUUAAAAGAAGUGCUGUUGAUUGGUUUCUAUGAAGAUAAUGUUUUUCAAAAAUUUAUUGAUGAUGCAUCGAUAGACUUUCCUGGAAUUAACAUUAGAUACCUUCGAGAAUAUCAAUCGUUGGGAACAGCGGGAGGGAUCUAUCAUUUUCGAGAUGGAAUUCAACGUGAUAAACCAGAACAUGUUUUUGUGUUGAAUGCAGAUGUUGCAUGUGAUUUUCCAUUGGCCGAAAUGAUGAAAUUUCAUAAUACACAUCGAGCCAAACCAGAUAGUCACGAAGUCUUGCAUUAUGUUGAGAAACCGGAAAGCUUUAUUUCAGAUUUGAUUAGCUGUGGAAUUUAUUUAUUUGAUUGUGCUAUUUUUCUUGAGAUGAAAAAGGCAAUGGCAAAUAAAUCAAAUCAACUAGAUCAAAAUGUUUUUCAAGAACAUAACGAGAAACUCAGAUUGGAACAAGAUAUCAUUCGUCCAUUAGCAGAAUCUAAAAAGUUAUACGUCUAUGAGACAAAAGAGUUUUGGAGACAAAUAAAAACGCCAAGUUCUGCAGUUCCAGUGAAUGCGUCAUUUCUUAAAAAAUAUUUAAAAACCAAUCCAAACCUUUUAUUAAAAAACCAAGAAGGUGGACCUGAAAUACAUGGAUGUAUUGGACCGGAUGUUUCUAUUGGACCUCGAGUAGUUAUAGGAAAAGGAGUUCGUAUUAAGAAUUCGAUUAUUUUGGAUAAUGUGGAAAUCAAGGAUAAUAGUUGUAUUUUGAAUAGCAUCAUUGGAUGGGGAUCUAAGAUCGGCACUUGGGCACGCGUAGAGGGAACACAACAAGCCAAUGAUCAAAUAUCUAUUAUUCAAGAUGGUAUUGUAGUUCAAUCAAUUACUAUUCUUGCUCAAAAUACUAUUCUGCCUUCUACUACAACAAAUAUUGACGUAUGGCAUAUAAAUGAUACAUUGGACUUGAAGAAAAAAGAAAUAAUAAAACUUUUAGAACAAGAAAACUCACAGGAAAGUUUGGAGUCAUCAUCAUCAACAUCUAUCAAUUCCUCUUCCUCCACUUCUUCAACUUCUUUUACAACUAUGAACAAGGCAUCAUCUUCGUCUUCGUCUUCCACUCUACCCGAUUUACCUAAAGUUAAAAAUUUACCAAGAAGAAAUCGUAGUGUUUCAUUCAACAAAACUGUCACUUUUAUUCCUCACGUGCCACCUCCACCAGCUAAAAUUCGUAAGAAAAUAUCAAGAGAAGCUUCUUUAAAACAGAAAGAUGUCAUUGUUGAAAUUGAAGAUUUGGGUAAGGUUAGGGUAGAUGAAAUUUUUUCAGUAAUGUCAUCAUCUCACUUUGACCAGAAUAUACCUGAAGGACAUAUUCGUGAUGGAAAUACUGUUUUUUCAAAGAAAGAGCGAGCUGAAGAAGAACGAAAUGGAAAAAAUGAAACGUCUUCGUGA